AUGGCAUCGUCCAACGAACGAACUUAUGUCGAAAUGUUACCGUCUGCUAGUCGCAUGCACGCGACUGGCGGAACGUUGUCAUUAGAUCAUUAUCAACCACCAACAAUCACAUCUGAUUAUCGAACAAAUCCUGGUUCAUCCAGAAUGUCUUUGCAAAACAUCACACUAUCGACAAAAGCUCGACCGGAUGAAUCUUAUGAUGUACUUCAAAAUCAGAAAGUUGACGAUAACAAUUCAUCGAAGAAAAUUUUUGUGGAUAGACAAAUAAAAAAAGUCAAAUCUUUAUCCGGAUUAAUCAAAGGUACUGCUUUGACACGGCAACUUCCUAUCCAUUCAACAAUAGCUGAUCAACACUCGGACAGUGCAUUUCUGUCUGACGCAAUGCAUCAUCAGGAACAUGCAGCCCUCACACGACAAGAUUCUGAACAGACGAGUGAAACGCGUCGGCCACGGGUUUCGUUUUCCGACUUUGAUAAAAUACAGUACUUCGAUGAUCAUAAACCACAUUAUCGGCAUCGAGGUCGUUCUGCAAAACGAACAACUAACAACCUUAACUAUACAUCAUCAGUAUUAGCACCACAUUCAGAGACACCAAACUCCUUCUAUUAUCGUCAACCGGAAAUUCCACCAGGAUCGAAUGUUGAAAAACAACCUGUUAUCACUUCACCGCGCGCAUACUCGUCAUCACGUUUAACUCUUUUACCUGAUAUAGUCAAUCAUCCAUCGCUACCAUCUGAAGUUUCAUUGCCAGACGCCAAACAUAUUCUGCAUCGUGAGAAACCUCUAUUCCAUAUACCUGAACCUGCCAUCGAAAUACCUAUGAGCUGUUCUACUGAAGUUUCACGUGAAAGUGCUCGACUGGGUAGUGUUCAUCCAUCAGUCAGUCAAGUUUUCAAUGAACAGAAUGGAAAAGUCGAAGCCAAUGAUCGAGGUUUACGAACGUCAUUCAGUAAUAGCUCAUUAUCUUCUCUAUAUAUGAAUCGACAACGUCCAUCACUUCGAACUAUUUCUCUUCGACAACAAUUUGCCUCACCAACUCGAUUAAGACCAUCACCUAGUCAGCAAAUGCCCAUGAAUACACGCCGGUCAACUUCUCUCAAUCAUACUACUGCUCGGACACAGUCGAGUAAUAACGACGGUGAAGAAGUCAACGAUGCUGUACUAUUAUCAGCAUUCGGACAUCGACCAAUGACAAGUCUCAGCUCAGCCAAAGAAUUAAAACGUAAUUACAUUGUACAUUUUGAUUCCAAACGCUCCAUGAAUGGAUACACGUCACCGUCAUCAUCAACAUUGUUAACCGAUAUGAGUGAAACAAGCCCAGCGACACGUGUUCAAAGUGCACUGAAACUUGUUCGAUCACCAUAUUCAUCAACGCGGACGAAUACGACUGAGCAUGUCUCAACUGACUUUCAUCCUAUUUCGAAUACUAUUUAUGUAUAA
Adineta ricciae is the source of this 1440-nucleotide messenger RNA. NCBI's taxonomy places the organism in Eukaryota, Metazoa, Rotifera, Eurotatoria, Adinetida, Adinetidae. The record is from the annotation of a GenBank genome assembly.